UUACUAGGGUUUUCUUUAUUUUUCUUCCUUGUUUCCCUUUCUUGGGUAUCUUCCAUUUUCUUCUCGACCUCGUUUUUUAACGGUAUGAAAGUUUAGUGUUGUGUUAGAUCCAUGGUAGUUGUUCUUUGGCGGCUUUUGGUAGUGUUUAUUAUCCUAUCUGUUUUUCUGUUGGAACUCCAUUUUGUUGUUUAGGGAUUAUACAGAGUGAUACUCUGGAAGGGAGAAGUCCCCACAGAGUUGUUUUGAUGUGGAUGGAGUAGUGGAGUGAAUCUUUAUUUUGUGAGUGCCUGCUGUUUGUCCUGAUAUGUAAUCCGAAUUGUUUUCUUGUUCUUGUUUGAUUUAUUGUGAAGGAGAAAAGGAGUCAUCUUGAAAUUGUUUGACAACAAUCUGCCUUAUGUUUAAACCUACUAGAUCUUUGCUUCUUUAUCUUGUAUGUUACAAAGUUGAGUUGAAUAUUUGUUUGUCUUUACUCCCUAUUCUUCCUCUAAUUUGUGUUCUGUUCUGCUUCUACUGUUCGGACUUCAAGAAUGAUUGUCUAAUUGCUUGGUGGAAGUACGAAAUGGCGGAUAGAUUUCAAGCACGUUUGAUCAUGGACUCUGUAACCAAAAAUCCAGAACGUAGGCCAUUUUCUAUCAAAUUGUGGCCUCCUAGUGAAAAUACUCGAAAAAUGCUUGUGGAGCGGAUGACAAAUAACCUUACCAGCAAAUCCUUUUUCACCCAAAAGUAUGGUACUCUUAGUCAGGAAGAGGCUACAGAUGAGUCACAGAAAAUUGAGAAUAUUGCUUUUGAGACAGCCAAUCAGAAUUAUGAAAAACAGCCAGAUGGUGACGGGGGUGCUGCUGUGCAACUUUAUGCCAAGGAAUGCAGCAGGUUGCUUCUUGAGGUUCUUAAGAGAGGUCCUAAAGUUGAGGCAGACAAGGAGGCUGGAUCUGAUAUCACUAGUGCUCCUCGUGAAAUCUGUUUCGAUAUCUCAAAAGGUCGACGGGCCUUUAUCGAGGCUGAGGAAGCUGAAGAACUUCUAAAGCCCUUAAAAGAGCCAAGAAAUUCUUAUACACAGAUAUGUUUCAGCAACCGGAGCUUUGGUUUAGAAGCAGCUCGUGUUACUGAGCCGAUUCUUGUGUCCCUCAAGGAUCAGUUAAAAGAAGUGGAUCUCUCUGAUUUUAUCGCAGGAAGACCAGAAUCAGAAGCUCUACAGGUCAUGAAAUUGUUCUCUGAUGCUUUAGAAGGCAGCAUCUUGAGAUCCUUAAACCUCUCAAAUAACGCCUUAGGUGAGAAGGGUGUUAGAGCUUUUGGCUCUCUCCUGAAAUCACAAUCUUGUUUAGAGGAGCUAUAUUUGAUGAAUGAUGGAAUUUCCAAGGAAGCUGCUCAGGCGGUAUCCGAGUUGAUUCCUUCAACAGAUAAACUUAGGAUCCUUCAUUUUCAUAACAACAUGACAGGUGAUGAAGGUGCUUUUGCUAUUGCCGAAGUUGUAAAGCGUUCUCCUCUAUUGGAAGACUUCCGUUGCUCCUCUACAAGGAUAGACUCUGAGGGAGGAGUAGCCUUAUCUUUAGCACUUGGGACUUGUCCCCGAUUGAAGAAACUUGACCUCCGAGACAACAUGUUUGGAGUGGAAGGUGGAGUUGCUCUGAGUAAAGCCCUUUCACAUCAUGCAGAUCUCAAGGAGCUUUAUUUGAGUUACCUGAACUUGGAAGAUGAAGGGGCAAUUGCCAUAGCCAAUAUACUGAAGGACACUGCUCCUACACUUGAAGUCUUGGAAAUGGCUGGAAAUGACAUUACAGCUGAAGCUGCUUCUGCAUUAGCUGCUUGUAUAACUCAAAAGGCCCAUUUGAUCAGCUUGAGUUUGGGUGAGAAUGAGCUGAAGGAUGAAGGAACUAUCCAGAUCAGUAAGGCAUUAGAAGGUCUCAUCAAAUUAAAGAAAGUUGACAUGAAUACUAACUUAAUUAGGAGAGCUGGCGCUCGGGUUUUAGCUCAAACUGUGGUUCAGAAGCCUGAUUUUCAACUGCUGAACAUCAAUGGAAAUUUCAUUUCUGAUGAAGGCAUUGAUGAGUUGAAGGAUAUUUUCAAGAAAUUUCCGAAUAUGCUCGGGCCCUUGGAUGAAAAUGACCCCGAAGGGGAAGACGGCAACGACGGGGAAUCUGUAGCAGAUGGCGAGGAGGAGGAGGAGGAGGAUGAGUUGGGAUCAAAACUAAAGAACCUUGAAGUUAAUGAAGAGAACUAGAGAGGUUCUCUAUUUAAUGAACCUCUUUGAUUUAGGCUAGUUGCAAGAUUUGUCUCUCGAACUUUAGUAUUUGAAGAGAGGCACAUGUUUUUAGUUUCUGAUUUUUGGUUUAUUUCAAGAACUGAAUCUAGUUUAACAGCGAUUGACUAGAACAUGAACAAAAUUUCUGUGGGAGCAUCAUGGUAAUAGAUUGUCUGUAGCCGUAGGAUUUAUUUUGGUUACUAGGAAUUUUUGCAAUGAACUGUAUCUGUAUCCUUUGUUGUCAUUGCCUCCAUCCUUUUCUCCCUUUUGAGAGGAAUAGUUGGAUGAUGAAUCUUGCUCCGUAUUUGAUUGGAGAACUUAAAAGGCUUCUUUACUUUA
This is a messenger RNA of Cucumis melo (muskmelon), 2578 nucleotides long. Its product is annotated as RAN GTPase-activating protein 2. The coding region runs from base 395 to 2218 and encodes 607 amino acids. Gene Ontology annotation, molecular function: GTPase activator activity; protein binding. NCBI's taxonomy places the organism in Eukaryota, Viridiplantae, Streptophyta, Magnoliopsida, Cucurbitales, Cucurbitaceae. The record is from RefSeq and is a predicted model, not a curated record. The transcript is spliced from 2 exons.